Messenger RNA from Trichoderma asperellum CBS 433.97, 1026 nucleotides. NCBI's taxonomy places the organism in Eukaryota, Fungi, Ascomycota, Sordariomycetes, Hypocreales, Hypocreaceae. The record is from RefSeq and is a predicted model, not a curated record.
AUGAAGACUAAUCUUGAGCUAAUUGCUGCUACGGAUCGGUUUCCGUACGAUACUGAUCAAAGUGUUGAGGCCAGGGCCUUGCGGGAUAAGCUAUUUCAGCUGCUCUGGGAAGAUGAAGACGGGCAAUAUGCCAUCGGCUAUGUGCCAGAUUGGGUCAUCAGCGAGUUAUCUAAAACGCCUGAAGACAUCCGCGGCGACAUGAGUCUCAAUAUGUCAGACCGCACUGUCAUGCUCUUCAGGACGCCGCAGACAGAGCAGGCUCGAACCAGGGCUGUUGCAAAAUUGACAGGCCAUUGGUACAGAAAUGGCACAUUCAAGUCUCUCAAGGGAUGGCGUAACGAGCUCUGGCCGGUUUACGGUCGAAAAGGAGAGCUUCUCUUCAGCGUGGAAAGAGCUGCCGUCGGUCUAUUUGGCACUGCGAGAUAUGGAGUACACAUGGUUGCCUACAUUGAGGAUCCAACUGCUCCUCACGGCAUUAAAAUCUGGGUGCCAAAACGAGCGUCCAACAAGUCCACUUUCCCUGGUAUGCUGGACAACACUGUAGCCGGUGGUCUGACAACCGGCGAGGACCCCUUUGAAUGCAUCAUCCGAGAGGCUGAUGAAGAGGCAAGCCUCCCCGACGCUUUGGUUCGUAACACGGCUAAAUGGGUCGGGAAUGCCACAUACAUCUACAUCACCGAGGCUAAGCAUAUCGGAGAGGAUGGCUACAUUUAUCCUGAAUGCCAAUGGGUUUAUGACCUUAAACUACCUGCCGAAGUUGUACCUGUGCCAAAGGAUGGCGAGGUUGAAGAAUUUCGGCUGCGUGAUGUGGACGAGAUUAAGAAGGACCUGGGAGACGCAAAAUUCAAGCCCAAUUGCGCCAUGGUGAUGAUUGAUUUCUUCAUUCGUCACGGCAUUCUGACCGAAGCCAACGAGCCUGAUUUGGCCUUGAUUAAGGCCAAAAUGACCCGAGAGCUCCCAUUUCCCGGUCCACACCAGCCCAACUGGCCUGGCCAUAUUACUGAGCAGUCAGUUACAGCAAUAUGA